CAAAAGCUCAAGGAGGAGAAGGAGGCCAAAGAGCUCAGCUGGAUGGCAGACAUGAUUAUAUAUUGGAUAUUGUUGCUUCCUGCGUGGACCUGGACAAAGCUGAAGUGGAAGAUGCUAUUCUUGAGGGUAACCAGAUCGAGCGCAUCAAUAAGUUCUUGGCCACUGAAGGAUUUCGUCAUAUCAUGUUCUACUAUCAAGAUGUGGAGACACCUGAAACUGGACAUUUUGGCCCACCAGGCACAGGACCCAAUCCUGACUCAGCAAGGAGCAAGAAACCUAAAGUGUUUGUAACAGAGGGAAUAGAUGUUGCUCUAACCGGUGUAUGUGUAUUCUUCAUUAGAGCUAGUCCUUCCAAAACCAUCACUGCAGAGAAUAUCCAUCGGGAAGUGAAUUUCAACAUGCUGGAUACUGCUCAGGGUGGCUUAGUAAAAAGUGUACAGCAUUUGCUGUCAGAAAUCUUCAUUCCGGUCAUCAAGACUAUGAACCAAGGUUGGGGUGAGGUUGGUAGUCCUCAGCAGGCAGCUAAUAUUCGGCAGGACUUCCUUGGCUCCCUUGAGGGAUUUGUUAGUGUCUUGUCAGGAGCUCAGCAGAGUCUGAUGGAAAAGGUGAAUCUGACAAAGUGUGACACAUAUGACUUGAAAACUCUAAAGGGACCUUCAGACUAUCUGGCUGUUGCUAACAGCACAGAAGCUUUAGAAAGAAUAGAGGCCUGCAUGAAAGUAUGGAUCAAACAAAUUGAACAGGUCCUGGCUGAAAAUGAUCAGUUGAGGAAAGAAGCUGAUGACCUGGGCCCACGAGCAGAACUGGAUCACUGGAAGAAACGAUGUCUAAAUUCAGCUACCUUUGGACCAACUGAAGAGCCCAGAUGUGAAGGCGUGCUGGGAGUACUUACUGCUGCUAAAUCCAGACUUCUGAAGAGCUGGCGAGAGCUGGAUGUUCGCAUCACUGAUGCAGCUAAUGAAGCCAAAGACAAUGUUAAGUAUCUCUACACGCUGGAAAAAUGCUGUGACCCCCUAUACAACAGUGACCCUGUGUCCAUGAUAGAGGCUAUUCCAGGUCUCAUAAAUGCAAUAAAGAUGAUUCAUAGCAUCUCACGUUACUACAAUACCUCUGAGAAGAUAACCUCACUGUUUGUGAAGGUAACAAAUCAGAUGAUAACAGCAUGUAAAGCAUACAUAACUAACAACAAGAUGGCCACCAUCUGGGACCAGCCUCGGGAAAUAGUUAUGGAGAAGCUGCAAGCAGCUAUUAGACUUAAACAGGAGUAUCAAAAUUGUUUUCACAAGACAAAAGAAAAACUAGAACAAAAUCCAGCUGAAAGACAGUUUGAUUUUAGUGAGAUGUAUAUCUUCGGAAAAUUUGAAACGUUUCAUCGACGUCUAGUUAAAAUUAUACAUGUCUUCAGUACCAUUACAACCUACUCAGUUCUGCAAGAAUCAAAGAUUGAAGGAUUGGAAGUUAUGGCAACAAAAUAUCAGAGCAUUGUUGCCACAAUGAAGAAAAAGGAGUACAACUUCUUAGAUCAACGAAAGACAGAUUUUGACCAGGACUAUGAAGAGUUUUGCAAACAGACCAGUGACCUUCAUAAUCAGUUAAAGACCUUUAUGGACAUCACCUUUGAAAGGAUUCCAACCACUGAAAGAGCUCUUAGUAUGCUGAAGAAAUUUGAAAGAUUAGAAAUCCCCAGUCUUGGCAUUGAUGAAAAAUACCAGAAAAUCCUUCAGAACUAUGGUCAUGACAUUGAGAUGGUCUCUAAGCUGUACACUAAGCAGAAAAAUGACCCUCCUUUGGCUCGUAACCUGCCUCCAAUUGCUGGUAAGAUCUUGUGGGCACGCCAACUCUUCCACAGGAUCCAGGAACCAAUGGACCUCUUCCAACAGCAUCCCACUGUUCUGCAGACAGGAGAAGCCAAGCGCAUAGUCCGCAACUACAACAAAGUGGCAAAAGUCCUCUUGGAGUUUGAGGUUAUUUAUCACAGAGGAUGGCUUCAGCAGAUUGAAGUAACAAAAACAGGGCUUCAGGCAUCCCUGUUGGUGAAGGCUCCAGAGACAGGAGAAUUAUUUGUGAAUUUUGACCCUCAGAUAUUGACUUUAAUUCGGGAAACAGAGUGCAUGGCUCACAUGCACCUUGAAAUCCCGCCCUUCGCCAUUGCUCUACAGCAAAAGCAGGACUCAUACAAGAAGAAUUUCAAUCAACUGCAGAUGAUGCUGGCAGAAUAUAAGAGAAUUAAAUCAAAAAUACAAAUACCCAUUGAUCAUCUAAUGGCUCCUCACUUAGCUAAUGUAGAUGAUGCUAUCCAGCCUGGUUUAACUUCACUAAACUGGACCUCCUUGAACACUGAGAAAUACAUAAAUAAUAUUUUUGACAAACUAGCUGAGCUGGAGCUGCUGCUUGAUCGAGUGAAUGAUCUGAUAGAAUUUCGUAUUGAUGCUGUUCUACAAGAAAUGAACAGUGUGCCACUUUGUGAACUGCCAGAAGAUGAACCACUUACUUGUGAGGAAUUUCUCCAAAUGACUAAGGAGCUCUGUGUUCAAGGUGCACAGACUUUGCAUUUGAAAAGCUCAUUGGUGGAAGAAGCAGCCAAUGAGCUGAUAAACAUGUUAUUGGACACAGAGGUGCAUUCCAAAGGAGAAGAUGAGAAGUCAGUUCUGCUUCCAGUCAAUGCUGAAAUGAAUGAGGUGAAUGAAAAUACAGAGGAGGAAGGGAGAAAGGACAAAAUGGCAUCCUCUCAUACAGCAAGUCAGAUUAUGGCUGGGAUGUCUCCUCCUUUAACAAAGAAGAAGAGAAAGGAGAUGGAAAUGUUAGAGGAAGAAGCCCAAGAACUGCUUAUCCACUUCAAUCACCGCAAUAUUGAUGCCCUUUUGAAGGUCACUCGAAACACUCUGGAGACCAUACGCAAGCGCAUUCAUGCAUCUUCUGCAAUCAGCUUCUUAGACAAUGACAGUGCUUCUAAGCAAAAACAGAGUGCUCAGCCUAUUUUUCGGACUAGCAUUAACCUGUCUAUCCCAAAUAUUGUUAUGAUGCCAGCUUUGGAUGAGGUACAGCAAACACUUAAUAAAGCUGUCGAGAGUAUUGUCAGUGUCAUGAAAGGAGUUGGGCAGUGGAGUAAAGAGAGACUGUCUAAGAAAAAAAUGCUAGAAAGAAAAAUAGCUGCUUUGCGGUGCAGUAGCGAAGACAGUGAUUCUGAUGAUGGAAUGAGAGAGACUGGAGUAAAAAAUGCUCGGGAUACCACCUCAGAAGUAGCAACUGCAAACUUGCCUGCUCCAGUGCAAAACAAAAACUACUACAAAAGUGUUUCUGAGAACAAGGAAAUUAUUAAAUUGGUCUCCGUACUUAGUACUGUCCUCAGUUCUACCAAAAAGGAAGUUCUUACAGCUCUGGAGCGUUUCAAAUGUUAUGACCACAUCUGGCAAAGGAAGAAGGAGGAAACCAUCAAUAAGUUCAUAACAAGGAAUCCUUUACUCUCUGAAUUUGAGUCCCAGAUCCUCCAUUUCAGAGACUUGGAGCUGGAGAUAAACUCGGAGCCUGAAUACAUCUGUGUGGGAGCUAUGGCACUAUAUAGUGCUGACCUGAAGCUAGCACUGGCUGCAGAAACCAAGGCUUGGAUGAUUGAGUUGGGGCAUCACUGUAACAAGAAAUACAGAACAGAGAUGGAAAACAUUUUCACAUUUGUAGAGGAAAUCGGCAAGAAACUGAAUCGACAAAUUAAGGAUUUGGAUGACAUAAGAAUAGCUAUGGCUGCAUUAAAAGAGAUUAGAGAGCAACAAAUCCGCAUAGACUUCCAAGUGGUACCUAUUGAGGAAUCCUAUGCAAUGUUAAACAAAUAUGAGCUGCUGGUGGCAAAGGAAGAGAUGGAGAAGGUGGACACCCUGCGCUAUAUCUGGGAGAAGCUUCUGGUCCGGGCAAAUGAAGUGCAGAAUGAGCUAGUAGCUUUGCAGCCCAACUUCAGGGGAGAACUAAUUAGCACUGUGGAGAUAUUCACUGAAGAUUGUCAUCAGUACUAUGCGGACUACGACAAGAAUGGACCAAUGGCGAUUGGUCUUGAGCCUCAGGAAGCCAGUGACAGGCUUAUCAUAUUCCAGAACCGAUUUGACAGCCUCUAUCGAAAAUACAUUACCUACACUGGUGGGGAAGAACUUUUUGGUUUGCCUGUUACCCAGUAUCCUCAGCUACUUGAGAUAAAGAAGCAGCUGACCCUGCUACAGAAACUUUACAGCCUGUACAACAAUGUUAUUGACACGGUCAAUGGCUACUACGAUAUCCUCUGGUCAGAAGUUAACAUUGCGAAAAUAAAUAAUGAACUUCUGGAGUUUCAGAACAGGUGUCGCAAACUUCCUCGUGCUUUAAAGGAAUGGCAGGCAUUUUUGGAUCUAAAGAAGACAAUUGAUGAUUUCAAUGAGUGCUGCCCUUUGCUUGAGCUUAUGUCAAAUAAGGCCAUGAUGGCUCGGCACUGGAAGAGGAUUACAGAUCUCACUGAACACAGCUUUGAGGUGGAAAGCGAAACCUUCAAACUGAGGAAUAUCAUGGAAGCACCUCUGCUGAAAUAUAAAGAGGAAAUAGAGGAUAUUUGCAUCAGCGCGGUGAAGGAGAGAGACAUUGAGCAAAAGCUGAAACAGGUGAUUGCUGAGUGGGACAACAAAACAUUCACCUUUGCCAACUUUAAAACUCGUGGUGAGCUGCUCUUGAGAGGAGACAGCACUUCAGAAACGAUUGCUAGCAUGGAGGAUAGCUUGAUGGUUCUGGGCUCUCUCUUGAGCAACAGGUACAACACCCCAUUCAAGGCGCAGAUCCAAAAAUGGGUACACUACCUUUCCAACACAACAGAUAUAAUUGAGAACUGGAUGACAGUGCAGAACUUGUGGAUUUAUCUGGAGGCUGUUUUUGUGGGCGGGGACAUUGCGAAGCAGCUUCCAAAGGAAGCCAAGCGUUUCUCUAACAUAGAUAAAUCAUGGGUGAAGAUCUUGACGCGGGCCCAUGAGAUGCCAAAUGUGGUCCAAUGCUGUGUUGGAGAUGAAACCAUGGGGCAGCUUCUGCCACACUUGUUAGAACAGCUCGAAAUCUGUCAGAAGUCACUUACAGGGUACCUUGAGAAAAAACGACUUUCCUUUCCUCGGUUCUUCUUUGUGUCGGACCCUGCUCUCUUGGAGAUACUUGGCCAGGCAUCAGACUCUCACACUAUACAGGCUCACCUGCUGAAUGUCUUUGACAACAUUAAAACUGUCAGAUUCCAUGAAAAGAUCUAUGAUCGCAUUCUGUCAAUUUGUUCUCGAGAGGGUGAGACAAUUGAAUUGGAUAAACCUGUAAUGGCCGAGGGUAAUGUGGAAGUCUGGCUCAAUUCUCUCUUAAAGGAAUCCCAGUCCUCAUUACAUAUUGUCAUUCGCCAGGCAGCCAUGGAUAUCCAGGAAACUGGAUUUCAGUUGAUUGAAUUUCUUUCAUCUUUCCCAGCCCAGGUUGGGUUAUUGGGAAUCCAGAUGAUUUGGACAAGAGACUCGGAAGAGGCAUUGACUAAUGCCAGAUAUGAUAAAAAAAUAAUGCAGAAGACAAACCAAUCUUUCUUAGAUCUGCUAAACACUCUGAUAGACAUGACAGCCAAAGACCUCAGUCCAGUGGAGCGAAUUAAAUAUGAGACACUAAUCACUAUCCAUGUGCACCAGAGGGACAUCUUUGAUGAUCUGUGCCGUAUGCACGUCAAGAGCCCUACAGACUUUGAAUGGUUGAAACAAUGUAGAUUUUACUUCAAAGAAGAUUCCGACAAGAUGAUGAUUAACAUCACUGAUGUGGGUUUUACAUACCAGAAUGAAUUCUUAGGCUGUACUGACAGGCUUGUCAUAACUCCUCUCACUGACCGAUGUUACAUCACUUUGGCUCAGGCCCUGGGAAUGAACAUGGGUGGAGCACCUGCUGGACCUGCAGGGACAGGCAAAACUGAAACUACUAAAGAUAUGGGGAGAUGCCUUGGUAAAUAUGUAGUAGUCUUCAACUGUUCAGACCAGAUGGAUUUCAGAGGACUAGGAAGAAUCUUCAAAGGUCUUGCUCAGUCUGGCUCCUGGGGCUGCUUUGAUGAAUUUAACCGUAUUGACUUACCUGUAUUAUCAGUAGCUGCACAGCAAAUUGCAAUUGUGUUGACAUGUAAGAAGGAGCGUAAAAAGAACUUUUUAUUUACUGAUGGAGAUAAUGUGGAAAUGAACCCUGAAUUUGGAAUAUUUCUUACUAUGAACCCAGGAUAUGCUGGGCGACAAGAGUUGCCUGAAAACUUGAAGAUAAACUUCCGUUCAGUGGCCAUGAUGGUUCCUGAUCGUCAGAUAAUAAUUCGUGUCAAGCUGGCUAGCUGUGGAUUCAUAGAUAACAUUGUACUGGCAAGGAAAUUCUUCACUCUGUACAAGUUGUGUGAGGAACAGCUAUCUAAGCAGGUGCAUUAUGACUUUGGUUUGAGGAAUAUAUUGUCAGUGCUGCGCACGCUGGGGGCAGCAAAAAGAGCAAACCCCACUGAUACAGAAUCUACUAUUGUCAUGCGUGUUCUUAGAGAUAUGAACCUUUCUAAAUUGAUUGAUGAAGAUGAACCCUUGUUCUUGAGUCUGAUUGAAGACCUGUUUCCAAGUAUACAGCUUGACAAAGCAGGCUAUCCAGAACUAGAAGCUGCCAUUAACAAACAGGUUGAAGAAGCUGGCCUAAUUAGUCAUCCUCCUUGGAAACUGAAAGUUAUCCAGCUGUAUGAAACACAGAAAGUAAGGCAUGGAAUGAUGGCCUUAGGUCCUAGUGGAGCAGGUAAAAGUACUUCCAUCCACACUCUGAUGAAAUCCAUGACAGAUUGUGGACAGCCACACCGUGAAAUGAGAAUGAAUCCUAAAGCUAUCACAGCACCUCAGAUGUUUGGUCGCCUUGAUGUAGCAACCAAUGACUGGACAGAUGGGAUUUUCUCCACUCUGUGGAGGAAAACUUUGAGAGCCAAGAAAGGUGAGCACAUCUGGAUAGUUCUUGAUGGUCCUGUUGAUGCUAUUUGGAUUGAGAACCUGAACUCUGUACUGGAUGAUAAUAGAACCCUAACACUAGCUAAUGGAGACCGUAUUCCGAUGGCACCAAACUGUAAAAUAGUGUUUGAGCCUCAUAAUAUUGACAAUGCUUCCCCUGCUACUGUGUCAAGGAAUGGCAUGGUUUUCAUGAGUUCAUCAGUUCUCAACUGGAGCCCUGUUCUUGAGGGCUUUUUGAAAAAACGUUCUCCUCAAGAAGCUGAAAUUCUGCGUCAGCUGUACACUUCAUCAUUCCCAGAACUCUACCGCUUCAGCAUCCAGACCUUGGAAUAUAAGAUCGAGAUGUUGGAGGCCUUUGUGAUCAUGCAAAGCAUUAACAUGCUGCAGGGACUUAUCCCUUUGAAGGAGCAAGGAGGGGAAGUAACACCAGAGUACCUGGAAAGGCUGUACGUCUUCUCCCUCAUGUGGAGUGUUGGAGCGUUGCUGGAAUUGGAAGACAGGUGCAAAAUGGAGCACUGGCUUCGUAAUCAUAAAAAAAUAAAGCUUGAUCUUCCCUGUAUCUCAGAAGGAAGUGAAGAUACCAUGUUUGACUACUAUGUUGCAACUGAUGGUAAAUGGAUGCAUUGGAGUACUCGUGUUGAAGAGUAUGUGUACCCCACUAACAGCAUUCCAGAGUAUAGCUCCAUCUUGGUGCCAAACGUCGACAACGUGAGAACAGACUUCCUUAUUGAAACAAUUGCUGGGCAGGGCAAGCCUGUGCUACUAAUUGGUGAGGAAGGAACUGCUAAAACAGUCAUCAUCAAAGGAUUCAUGUCAAAAUAUAAUCCUGAAAGCCACAUAGCCAAGAGUCUGAACUUUUCAUCUGCAACUACCCCAUUAAUGUUCCAGCGUACAAUAGAGAGUUAUGUGGACAAACGCAUGGGAACAACAUAUGGUCCUCCUGCAGCCAAAAAGAUGACUGUCUUCAUUGAUGAUGUGAAUAUGCCUGUAAUCAAUGAGUGGGGAGAUCAGGUCACCAAUGAGAUAGUUCGACAGCUGAUGGAACAGAAUGGGUUCUAUAACCUGGAGAAACCCGGGGAGUUUACCAACAUCGUUGAUAUCCAGUUCUUGGCAGCCAUGAUCCAUCCUGGUGGAGGUCGCAAUGACAUCCCACAGAGACUAAAGAGACAUUUUUCCAUAUUCAACUGUACUCUUCCUUCCAAUUCUUCCAUUGACAAGAUCUUUGGUGUGAUUGGCGUAGGGCAUUAUUGUGGUCAGCGGGGCUUCUCAGAAGAGGUCAGAAGAUCAGUAGCCAAAUUAGUACCUCUGACACGCAGGUUAUGGCAGAUAACCAAGAUCAAAAUGCUACCCACUCCAGCCAAGUUCCAUUAUGUCUUCAAUCUACGAGAUCUCUCAAGGAUUUGGCAGGGGAUGCUAAAUACUAUAUCGGAAGUCAUCAGUGAACCUAAUGUGUUGAUAAAGUUGUGGAAGCAUGAAUGUAAGUGUGUUAUUGCUGAUCGUUUCACAACCCCAGCGGAUGUAGAUUGGUUUGAUACAGCUUUGGCAAAAUUGGUUGAGGAGGAGUUCGGUGAAGAGAAAAAGGCUUUAGUGGAUUCGGAAACUGAUGCUUACUUUGUUGACUUCUUAAGGGGUCCACCUGAAGCAACAGGUGAAGAGCCAGAAGAAACUGUCUUUGAUAUGCCUAAAAUCUAUGAGCCAAUUAAAUCUUUUAAUCACCUGAAGGAUCGUUUAAAUAUGUUUCUACAAACAUAUAAUGAGACCAUCCGGGGUGCACGUCUGGACAUGGUGUUCUUCAAAGAUGCUAUGAUUCAUUUAGUCAAGAUUUCUCGUGUGAUUCGCACCCCUCGUGGCAAUGCUCUCCUCGUUGGAGUUGGUGGCUCAGGAAAGCAGAGCUUGACUAAACUGGCAUCAUUCAUAGCUGGCUAUGCUACAUUCCAGAUCACUUUAACAAGAUCAUACAACACUUCAAACCUGAUGGAAGACUUGAAGCUCUUGUACAGGACAGCAGGGCUUCAAGGAAAGGGCAUCAGCUUCAUUUUUACAGAUAAUGAGAUCAAAGAUGAGUCUUUCUUAGAAUACCUGAAUAACGUUUUAUCAUCUGGAGAGGUCUCCAACUUGUUUGCACGUGAUGAAAUUGAUGAGAUCAGUAGUGAUCUCAUACCUGUCAUGAAAAAGGAGCACCCACGUCGACCUCCAACCAAUGAGAAUUUGUAUGAAUAUUUCAUGACCAGAGUCCGUCAGAACCUCCAUGUAGUACUUUGUUUUUCACCAGUGGGUGAAAAAUUCCGAAACAGAGCCCUGAAGUUCCCUGCCCUUAUUUCUGGUUGCACUACAGACUGGUUCAGCCGGUGGCCUAAGGAUGCACUGGUUGCAGUAUCUGAACACUUCCUGUACUCAUAUGAAAUUGACUGCACCACUGAAACCAAGAAGGAGGUGGUGCAGUGCAUGGGCUCCUUCCAGGAUGGGGUAGCAGAGAAGUGUGUUGACUACUUCCAGAGAUAUAGACGUUCUACACAUGUGACUCCAAAAUCCUACCUAUCCUUUAUUCAGGGAUAUAAAGCUACCUACAAAGAAAAGCACGCUGAGGUGAAGAUAUUAGCCAAUAGAAUGAAUACUGGAUUGGAGAAAUUGAAAGAGGCAUCUGAAUCAGUGGCUGCUCUAAGCAAAGAGCUGGAGGUUAAAGAAAAGGAGCUUCAGGUUGCUAAUGAAAAAGCUGACAUGGUUUUGAAAGAAGUCACUGUGAAAGCACAGGCUGCUGAGAAAGUGAAAGCUGAAGUACAGAAGGUGAAAGAUAAAGCCCAGGCUAUUGUAGACAGCAUUUCAGCAGAUAAAGCCAUUGCUGAAGAAAAGUUGGAGGCUGCUAAGCCUGCUUUAGAAGAGGCAGAAGCAGCUUUAAAGACAAUCAAACCUGCAGACAUUGCCACUGUCCGUACACUGGGCCGACCUCCUCAUCUUAUCAUGCGUAUUAUGGAUUGCGUGCUCCUGCUGUUCCAGAGAAAAGUGAACAGUGUGAAAGUGGACCAGGAGAAAAGCUGCACCAUCCCAUCGUGGCAGGAAUCACUGAAAUUGAUGACAGCAGGAAACUUCUUACAGAACCUGCAGCAAUUCCCAAAAGAUACAAUCAAUGAAGAAGUUGUGGAGCUUUUGAAUCCUUAUUUUGAAAUGGUAGACUAUAACAUUGAGACGGCAAAGCGAGUGUGUGGGAAUGUGUCUGGCCUCUGCUCAUGGACCAAGGCCAUGGCUGCAUUUUUUUCUAUCAACAAAGAAGUGUUACCCUUAAAGGCUAAUUUGGCAGUCCAGGAGAAUCGCCUUGCCACUGCCAUGCUAGAUCUGCAGAAAGCCCAAGCAGAGUUGGAUGAUAAGCAAGCUGAAUUAGAUUUUGUACAGGCAGAGUAUGAAAAAGCAAUGAGGGAAAAACAGACCUUGCUUGACGAUGCAGAACGUUGCAGACAUAAAAUGCAAACAGCCUCCAGUCUUAUAAAUGGUCUAGCAGGUGAAAAAGAGAGAUGGACUGAACAGAGUAAAGAGUUUGCUGCACAAACUAAAAGGCUUGUGGGAGAUGUAUUGCUGGCUACAGCUUUUCUAUCUUAUUCUGGUCCUUUUAACCAAGAGUUCCGCAAUCUGUUGUUAAAUGAUUGGCAAAAGGAAAUGAAAACCCGGAAAAUCCCAUUUGGCAACAACCUAAACCUUACAGAGAUAUUGAUUGAUGCUCCGACCAUCAGUGAGUGGAACCUCCAAGGAUUGCCAAACGAUGACCUAUCCAUACAGAAUGGAAUUAUUGCCACGAAAGCAGCUCGUUAUCCUUUGUUAAUUGAUCCACAGACUCAGGGCAAAAUUUGGAUUAAAAAUAAGGAAACCAAGAAUGAACUUCAGAUCACAUAUCUGAAUCACAAGUAUUUUAGAAACCACUUAGAGGACAGCCUUUCUCUUGGAAGGCCACUGCUGAUUGAAGAUGUCCGGGAAGAGCUUGAUCCAGCAUUGGAUAAUGUUUUGGAGAAAAACUUCAUCAAAACUGGUUCUUCCUAUAAGGUAAAAGUUGGUGAUAAAGAAGUGGAUGUCAUGAAUGGCUUCAGACUUUACAUCACCUCUAAGCUCCCAAAUCCAGCAUAUACCCCUGAAAUUAGUGCUCGCACAUCCAUUAUUGACUUUACUGUGACCAUGAAAGGUCUAGAAGAUCAACUUCUAGGGAGAGUCAUUCUCACAGAGAAACAGGAACUAGAGAAAGAGAGAACUGAUCUCAUGGAAGAUGUGACUGCCAACAAGAGAAGGAUGAAAGAGCUGGAAGAUAACUUGCUCUAUCGACUCACAAGCACACAGGGUUCUCUGGUGGAGGAUGAGAGUCUGAUCACUGUUUUGAGUAACACCAAGAAGACUGCUGAGGAAGUGACACAGAAACUGCAGAUUUCUGCUGAGACUGAAAUACAGAUCAACUCAGCCCGUGAGGAGUACAGACCUGUUGCAACAAGAGGGAGCAUCCUAUAUUUCCUUAUAACUGAGAUGAGUAUGGUCAAUGUGAUGUAUCAGACUUCUCUUCGACAGUUUCUGGGACUCUUCGACCUUUCUCUAGCCAGGUCUGUCAAGAGCCCAAUUAUGAGUAAGAGAAUUGCUAAUAUAAUUGAGCAUAUGACCUAUAAAGUAUAUAAGUAUGCUGCCAGGGGACUUUAUGAGGAGCACAAAUUCCUGUUCACCUUACUGCUUACCUUGAAAAUAGACAUGCAGAGAAACAGAGUGAAGCAUGAAGAGUUCCUGACGCUUAUUAAAGGUGGUGCUUCUCUGGACCUUAAAGCUUGUCCUCCUAAACCAUCUAAAUGGAUCCUGGAUAUGACUUGGCUGAACCUGGUGGAACUCAGUAAGCUUAGACAAUUCUCAGAUGUUUUGGACCAAAUUUCAAGAACAGAGAAACAAUGGAAAAUCUGGUUUGAUAAGGAGAAUCCAGAGGAAGAACUUGUUCCCAGUGGCUAUGAUCAAUCUCUGGACUGCUUCAGACGUCUCCUCCUUAUUAGAUCCUGGUGUCCUGAUAGAACCAUAGCUCAGGCCAGGAAGUAUAUCAUGGAUACCAUGGGGGAAAAAUAUGCAGAAGGAGUCAUCUUGGACUUGGAGAAGACAUGGGAAGAAUCAGAUCCACGUUCUCCUCUCAUCUGCUUUCUUUCUAUGGGUUCUGAUCCUACUGACUCAAUCAUUGCUCUGGGGAAAAGACUGAAGACAGAGACACGUUGUUCCAUGGGUCAGGGACAAGAAGUCCAUGCUCGUAAACUUCUACAGCCCAUGGCACAUGGAGGAUGGGCACUUCUUCAGAACUGCCACCUGGGGCUUGACUUUUUGGAUGAGUUAAUGGACACUAUUAUAGAAACUGAAACUGUCCAUGAGAACUUUCGCUUGUGGAUGACCACUGAGGUUCACCGGCAGUUCCCCAUUACCCUUCUUCAAAUGUCGAUUAAAUUCACCAAUGAACCUCCACAGGGGCUCAAAGCUGGUCUGAAGAGAACAUAUGGUGGUGUGAACCAAGAUCUCCUGGAUGUUAGUAACAUGGUACAAUGGAAACCAAUGUUAUAUGCUGUUGGUUUCCUGCACUCCACAGUUCAAGAAAGACGCAAAUUUGGACCACUAGGUUGGAACAUCCCCUAUGAGUUUAACCAGGCUGACUUUAAUGCCACCGUGCAGUUCAUCCAGAAUCAUUUAGAUGACAUGGACAUCAAGAAGGGUGUCUCCUGGAAUACAGUUCGCUACAUGGUAGGCGAAAUCCAGUAUGGAGGUCGAGUGACUGAUGACUAUGACAAAAGACUGCUGAACACAUUUGCUAAGGUCUGGUUCAGUGAAAACAUGUUCAGUCAAGACUUCUGCUUUUACAAAGGGUACAGCAUACCCAAAUGUACCACAGUCGAUCAGUACCUUCAGUACAUACAGACCCUGCCUGCUUAUGACACUCCUGAGGUAUUUGGGCUGCAUCCCAAUGCUGAUAUCACUUACCAAAGCAAGCUUGCCAAGGAUGUGUUGGAUACUAUCCUCAGUAUUCAACCUAAAGACAGUUCCAGUGGAGGAGGCGAGACUAGAGAGGUGGUGGUAGCUAGAUUGGCUGAUGAUAUGUUGGAGAAGCUUCCUGAUGAUUAUCCACCAUUUGAAGUAAAGGAAAGGCUGCAGAAGAUGGGACCGUUCCAGCCUAUGAACAUCUUCUUGAGACAGGAGAUAGACAGAAUGCAGAGGGUUAUCACCUUGGUGCGAAGCACUCUGACUGAUCUCAAACUUGCCAUUGAUGGGACCAUCAUCAUGAGUGAAAAUCUGAGGGAUGCUUUGGAUUGCAUGUAUGAUGCAAGAAUUCCUGCCCUUUGGGAAAAGAGGUCUUGGGCUUCCAGCACACUAGGUUUCUGGUUUACUGAACUUCUGGAAAGAAACCGUCAGUUUUACUACUGGAUAUUUGAGGGCCGACCAAACUGCUUCUGGAUGACAGGGUUCUUUAACCCGCAAGGAUUUUUGACUGCAAUGAGACAGGAAAUAACUCGAGCCAACAAAGGAUGGGCACUUGAUAGUGUAGCACUGUGCAAUGAAGUCACCAAGUGGAUGAAGGAUGACAUCACAACUUCUCCUCCUGAGGGUGUCUAUGUAUAUGGACUCUAUCUGGAAGGAGCUGGUUGGGACAGAAGAAAUUUUAAAAUCAUUGAGUCUAAGCCUAAGGUGCUCUUUGAAAUGAUGCCUGUCAUACGGAUUUAUGCAGAGAACAACAAUUCGAAAGAUCCUCAUCUGUACUCAUGUCCAAUCUACAAAAAACCACAUCGAACAGACCUGAAUUAUGUUGCUGCUGUGGACCUUAAAACCGUCCAACCUCCAGAGCACUGGAUACUGCGUGGUGUAGCACUUCUUUGUGAUGUCAAGUAAUGUUAAAUCAAUUUUCACUUUCCCCCCUAGUGUUUCUCACCAGGAUUUUAAGAUAUUUUUUUUUCUGCACAUAAUUUUAACAUGAACAUUAAUGAAGAAUGAGAUUGAUGAUGGGUCACAAAUUUUUCUUUUUCGUAGUUGUGCUCCCCCUUAUUUCCACUCCUGCUUAUCUACUAGAAGUUAGUUAGUGGGCUAAAGACAUGUACUAAAAGAGAAGCCUUUCGGGACUGGAUGGCUCAACUGAGUGACUAUACCCACUCCUAUUCACCUCUCAGGGCUUGUUUUCACUAGAAAAUUGGGUAUUUGAACAAAUGCUGUUUAAACACAACAUAGCCAUGAGUGUAAAUGAGCUGGCUGUCUUUAGCAGUGUCAGCUGGUCAUGGCUAAUGCUGCUGUUCCAGCAGUGCUCAUCUGCAACCAGAUUACAAUGUUAAGCAUACAGGUCCUGUCAGUGCUGACAGCUAAGGUGUGUUAAAUGUUGUGUUAGUUAGCAUAACUUCUCAAUAUCGUUUUCCAGUGUGACUCAGAUUUCUAGUGAGGACCAGUCUGAAUCCAACCCUAGGUCAGUGGUAAAUGCAAAGUGGUAUGCAGUCUGAUCGCUGCUUGGGGGUUUGCAUGAAAUGAGUUUGUAGCAUCAAUCCAAUUCCUACCUAGACAGGUGUGCACAUUAGAGGCCAUCACCCUAACAAAUAAGUCUUAUGGAAGUCUCAGCACAGAGGGUAAAAAUGGAAUGGGCAUUCACUGUUUUAGCACCAAGAGGUAGGGAGGCUGUUUGUUCAGUGUGGGAAGCUAGCAUUUCCUCCUUUUGCCUUAAUUAACAUAGGACUUUGCUGUCAUUCUGCCUCACUAACGCACUAAAUUCAUUUAAAAAUUCCAUUUACCAGAAAAGUCUCAUUUUCUAUUCUCAGAAAUAUGGGCCACGAGUAUUUGGAGUAUUCUCAUAAAACAAGAUUAAAUGAAUAGGCAGCAGAUUUAAAACAAACAAAAGAAUGUAUUUCUUCACACAAUGCACAGUCAACCUGUG
This is a messenger RNA of Gopherus evgoodei (Goodes thornscrub tortoise), 14862 nucleotides long. It is a transcript of the gene DNAH5, whose product is annotated as dynein axonemal heavy chain 5. Gene Ontology annotation, cellular component: dynein complex. Lineage: Eukaryota; Metazoa; Chordata; Testudines; Testudinidae. Gene Ontology annotation, molecular function: dynein light intermediate chain binding; dynein intermediate chain binding; minus-end-directed microtubule motor activity. Gene Ontology annotation, biological process: microtubule-based movement. The record is from RefSeq and is a predicted model, not a curated record.